AUGGUCUUUUGCAUUCUUUUGUCAGUCUUCUCUCUCUUCACCAGUGCCAUCUCUUCUUCCGUCUUCGUUUCGGCCUUUUCUCUGGUCAAUGAUUUUCACGUCCUGGUUUCUCUUAAACAAGGAUUUCUUUCCUCUGAACCAGCUUUAACCUCAUGGAAUUCAUGAAAUCCAAGCUCAGUUUGUUCUUGGGCUGGAGUUCUUUGCUCCCAAGAUAGAGUUGUUUCAUUGGACUUGACGGAUUUGGACCUUGGUGGUUCAGUUUCAGCUCAAGUUUCAAGGCUUCAUAUGCUCACCUAUCUCUCUCUUGCAGGAAACAGCUUCAGGGGAGGCAUUGAGAUUGCUAACUUGAGUAGUCUUCAAUCUCUUAACAUCUCACACAAUCAGUUUACUGGUGGCCUGGAUUGGAACUACUCAAGUCUUUCAUACAGCUUGCAAGUUUUUGAUGCUUAUGAUAACAACUUCACUGCUUUACUUCCUCUUGGUGUUCUCACCUUGGAGAAACUCAAGUACUUGGAUCUUAGUGGCAGCUAUUUCUAUGGAAAAAUCCCAGAAAGUUAUGGAAAAUUAGUGGGGUUGGAGUAUCUUUCACUUGCAACGAAUGAUCUUCGGGGGAAAAUUCCCGGUGAGUUGGGGAAUCUAACAAACUUGAGAGUGAUUUAUUUGAGUUAUUACAAUGCUUUUGAAGGUGGGAUACCAAAGGAGUUUGGCAAAUUGGUGAAUUUGGUUCACAUGGAUCUCGCAAGCUGUGGUUUAGAUGGUCCAAUUCCUCAUGAGCUUGGGAACUUGAAGCUGCUUGACACUCUUUUCUUGUUUAAGAAUCUUCUUUCGGGUUUGAUUCCGAAACAGCUUGGAAACUUGACAAACUUGAUGAGUCUUGAUCUCUCCAAGAAUAUACUCACAGGAGAAAUUCCAUAUUCAUUCAUCAAUCUCAAGCAGCUCAAACUUUUGCACUUGUUCUCCAACAAGUUGCAUGGUUCAAUUCUUAACCGUGUAGCUAACUGGCCUAAUCUGGAGUCCUUGGCGCUGUAUUCCAACAACUUCAGUGAUGUGAUUCCUCAUUACCUUGGCCAAAAUAAGAAGCUUGAAAUCCUAGAUUUGUCUUUCAAUAAGCUCACUGGUAGAAUUCCUGUUGAGAUGGGGAAUCUUACAAACUUGAUACAGAUACUUUUGGGUAACUAUCAUCAUCAUGUAGAAGGAAGGCCAAAUGAGAUUGGCCAUUUGGUGAAUUCGGUUUACAAGGAUAAUUUGCGUUCCCACAAUACUUAUGAAGGUGGGAUACCUAAGGAGUUUGGGAAUCUAGAUAAUUUGGAAUACAUAGAUCUCGCAAACUGUGGUUUAGAUGGCUCAAUUCCUCGGGAGCUUGGGAACUUGAAGCUGCUUGAAUAUCUUUUGUUGGAUUACAAUCUUUUUUCGGGUUUGAUUCCGAAACAGCUAGGCAACUUGACAAACUUGAAGCGUCUUGGCCUCUCCAAUAAUGCACUCAUCGGAGAACUCCCAUAUUCAUUCAUCAAUUAG
This is a messenger RNA of Pistacia vera, 1515 nucleotides long. Its product is annotated as leucine-rich repeat receptor-like serine/threonine-protein kinase BAM3. The record is from RefSeq and is a predicted model, not a curated record. Lineage: Eukaryota; Viridiplantae; Streptophyta; Magnoliopsida; Sapindales; Anacardiaceae. Gene Ontology annotation, molecular function: protein binding. The transcript has a single exon.